Penicillium cinerascens is the source of this 1329-nucleotide messenger RNA. RefSeq names its product type 2C protein phosphatase PTC7 (gene ppmA). The transcript has a single exon. The coding region runs from base 1 to 1329 and encodes 442 amino acids. The record is from RefSeq and is a predicted model, not a curated record. Lineage: Eukaryota; Fungi; Ascomycota; Eurotiomycetes; Eurotiales; Aspergillaceae.
AUGCUCCCGCCAACUGUUUCCUGUAGAGCCUGCAGUUCCACCUGCAGCCUACAAGCCCUGGCUGCCGCCCACCCCGUGUUCCGUUCCACUCGAAUCCGACCUUCAUUUCUCGCGACUUGUCGUCAUGCGUUGAGUCCUGACUCCAGGAGGUCCUUUCACUCGACCCCCGAACGCUUUUCAACCUCCCGGUCCCCACGGAUCUCCUAUCGGGUUGCCGUCUCGUCCUCCGGCAAAGGACGCCGCUUCCACCCCCUCAAAAAUGCAUAUAAUUUCAACCCCAGCACUUCCAAUGUGAUAGGUGUUACUAAGGACAAGAACCCGAGUACUCGCCGGCGUGGCCGGCCUGACAGCGGCGAGGAUGCUUUCUUCGUGAGCCGGGUCGGCUCCGGAGAGCAUGCCGGUUCGGAAGAUGCAGUCGCUUUCGCGGUAGCAGAUGGCGUCGGCGGAUGGACCGAGUCCCGCGUCGAUCCGGCGGACUUCUCACACGGUCUAUGCGGGUACAUGGCAGACACGGCGCUGGCUUGGGACGAACCCGCCGACAAGUUACGACCCAAGCAGCUAUUGCAGACCGGCUACGAUCAGAUCGUUGCCGAUCCGGCUGUCAAGGCCGGAGGCAGUACUGCCUCCGUUGGUGUAGCGCUACCGGAUGGCCGCGUCGAGCUGGCCAACCUGGGCGACUCGGGUUCGGUCCUGCUCCGCCGGGCGGCCGUUCACCACUACUCGAUUCCGCAAACCCACGGCUUCAACACUCCCUACCAGCUCAGCAUUAUUCCUCCUCGCAUGCGUGCUCAGGCCUCCGUCUUUGGUGGAGCCUUUCUCGAGGACUUCCCUCGCGACGCUGUCGUCACCAACGUUCAAAUGCAGCACGGCGAUGUGCUCAUGCUAGCUACUGAUGGCGUCUUCGACAACCUCAACAACCAGGACAUCCUCAAGCUGGUAACCAGCCGGAUGAUCCUGACGGGAGCAUGGACAGCUGCUCCCGAUAUUGCUGUCAGUGUCUCAGAUAGCCUGGCUGCACUGACUGUACCCGGCGGACUUGCUGAGACUUUCUACCCUCCUUCGUCAUCCGAUUUUACAUCGAAGGGGGGCUCGAACGAACUGUCAAAACGCUUAGAAACUACCUUGACACUCCAGUCCCUCCUCGCAGCCUCUAUUGCUGGUGAAGCCAAGCUCGCUAGUGUCGAUUUUCGCCGCGAUGGACCCUUCGCCAAAGAAGCCCAGCGCUACUACCCGGGCGACUAUUACCGCGGUGGCAAAGUUGAUGACAUCUGCGCCUUAGUACUCGUCGCAGUAGACGAAAGUCCGGCAGGUUGCAGCGGCUCCGAGUAA